Messenger RNA from Diversispora eburnea, 2010 nucleotides. NCBI's taxonomy places the organism in Eukaryota, Fungi, Glomeromycota, Glomeromycetes, Diversisporales, Diversisporaceae. The record is from the annotation of a GenBank genome assembly.
AUGGAGCAAAACGAAACAAAACCUGUCCAAAGUGCUUGGAAGAUUCCCAAGACUUCUGCUAAUAGAUCUGCUAGUCCCAUAUCAGCAACGAAUAAAUCAAGUAAUGCCAACGGCGACUCCCGUAGCGACAAGAAUAGUUCAUCACCAGCUUCCAAUUCCCCUACUACGUCGGCAAAUUUAGUUUCAUAUAAUAACAAUCAAAGCUGGAAAGUUGUUGGAAGUCCGCCUACCAAUGUGAUCCGAUCUAUCCCACCAAGUCCAGAUGGAGAUAACCAAGAUCCAAAAUCGCGUAGAGGGUCAAGCAAUCAAAGCACUCCUCGAUAUUUAAAUGGAGGUGUUGAUCUAACAUCAAGACUGGUUCCUUCAAAUUCACCUCCAUUAAAAAAUCAACAAGGCAUCCCUAAUGGAAAUGCUGAUUCCACAAAUGGUGGUAAAUGGGGUGCUUUAGGCUUGCAGUGGCCUGGUCCCACUUCAAUUUGGACUGAAAAAAAUUCUCCACAAUCUGGUAAACAAGGUCCACGUACAUCUUCAACUCCUCCACCUCCUACAAAAAGUGAGGAUGUAAACAGUAAUUCAUCAUAUGAAAGAGAUAUCAAUUCACCUCCAGGUAUCUCCGGGAAUUUACCUGUUCCAGUACCUCCAAAUCCACAAUAUCGAACACACCGAAGUCUCUCUUUUUCAGUCGGACAACAUGAUACCGAUUUAUUUGGUUUUGCACCCACAACAAAUCGUCGUGAUAGUGAAGGUGGAUUGCGUUUUGCAUAUCGACACUCUUUACCAGUAAUGGAAGAAGAAACCGAUGAUUUUUCACAAUUUAAUAUGAAAUUCCGUGCACGAUCAAAAUCUUCCGCAGCAGCAUAUGGAGUAAUUUCGGGUCAUCCUGAUCUUUCUCAUAAUGAUGAUCUUAGUGAGCAAUAUUCGGAAUCAGGUUCAAUCUGGAACAAUCAAGGACCCCAAAAUGAUGGACCUAUUCUUCAUCACAGACGUUCAGUACCUGGAACAUCCGAUUACGGAAUGUGGGAUAGUUUGAAUUCAUCCAGACAACCCGCACCAUCAUCUUCGUACUUAUCAGUGUUGCCUGGUUUAUCAACUGCAGAUCGGGAUCGGUUAAGACAACGACGUUUCUCUCAUUCACAAGUACCUACAUAUGGAAAUGAAUAUCAGUAUAUGGAUGGUAAUCAGGAUUUACGGAUGUUAAAUCAUCGGGCUCCCACGGCAAUUGAUUCAUCAUUUGCUCACCUUGUGCAAAGACGUCAUUCAGUUGCAGGACCAGCAAUGUCAUUUUCAUCUAAUCAACCAACUAGAUAUAUAUCGGAUGCUUUGGAAUCACUCCAUUUAAAUAAUGUACCGCAAGCAACAUAUACCAAUGAUACUGGAUAUGCGAGUAUUCCGGAAGAUAUUGAUGAUUAUUUUGAUAAUGAUGAACAUCGAACACGAGCGUGGAAUGAACUUGGAAAAGGUCUUCCUCUCCAUGCAGUUCCUUCACAUGGACCUUUAUUUCUUGUUGAGUUUAAAGCAGGUCGAACAGAUCUGUUUUAUGUUGCAGAAAAUAGUGGGAACAUGGUUAAAAAAGGAGAUCUAGUGAUAGUUGAGGCGGACCGAGGCAAAGACUUGGGAAAAGUAACCAAUGAUUCAAUUAUGCCUCAUCAAGUACAAUUAUUACAACAACAACAAGCUGAUAAUAUGGGGGAUGGGCAUCGUAUGAAUAAAGAAAUUCAUCCCAAACGUAUUUAUCGAUUGGCACAACCAGCAGAGGUUACAAUGCUAGUUACGAAAAGUCAAGAUGAAGCAAAAGCUAUGUUAGUUUGUCAAACUAAAGUUCGGCAAAAGAAAUUACCUAUGGAAGUUGUUGAUGCCGAAUAUCAAUGGGAUCGACGUAAACUCACUUUCUAUUUCAUCGCUGAGCGUCGCAUUGAUUUCCGUGAAUUGGUCCGUGACCUAUUCAAAAUUUACAAGACGCGUAUUUGGAUGUGUGCCGUAAAUCCUAUGAUGAAUAAGUCUAAGAAAUGA